This is a messenger RNA of Periophthalmus magnuspinnatus, 1929 nucleotides long. RefSeq names its product coiled-coil domain containing 181 (gene ccdc181). NCBI's taxonomy places the organism in Eukaryota, Metazoa, Chordata, Actinopteri, Gobiiformes, Gobiidae. The transcript has 6 exons. The record is from RefSeq and is a predicted model, not a curated record. The coding region runs from base 191 to 1735 and encodes 514 amino acids. Gene Ontology annotation, molecular function: microtubule binding.
AAGCCCACUCUGGGCUGGAGCAGAUUAAAGUCUCUGGAGCUGUGUCUGGGUGAAUGUGGGACAGUGGUGUGAGAAUAACAAGGACUGAACGCACUGUGGACCUACUCUUUCAGCAUAUUUAAUUCAGAGAUUGCAACGACGUACAGUGACAUCUUGAAAAACCACAUCUCUACUUGUUCAGUGGUGGAGGAUGAAUGAAGUGGUUUGCUCCAAGUCACAAGAGGAGUACGAGGAUGACUUUGAGAAGGACCUGGACUGGCUUAUCAGUGAAGAGGGCCGAAGUGAGGAUCAGGGGCCAAAUUAUGAUGACAUCGAGGCGGAAAUAGACAAAGAACUAGAAGAUGAACAUACCCACACAGUGAAACAUAAAGACGUGAAACGGAGGGAGGAAAGGACAGAUAGCAAAAUACUAGAGUUAGAUGAUGAGGACCGAUGGCCUUCACCUAUGGACCCUCUAGAAUAUGACUCAGAUAGAGACAGCCCCAGUAAGUCCUCAGAUUUGGCUCUCCCUCCUCCAGAGUUUGAUGAACAGACAGAGGAGGAGAAGAAGUAUAUAUUAGAUAAAAUACAACAAGCAAACCGUGAACUUCAGGACCAAGAAGCCCCUGAUAUGACACGACGUCGACGGCUGCAUUUUAAAGAGACACUGGUUGAUUUGGUUGUACCCCCCAUGCAUUUUGAGAAAGACACUGGGAAAAAUGAAGAGUUGGAAGGGAACAAUAUCAGUAAUACCAAAGACAUACAAGCAGAGAGUGAAGUGUCUGGAAAGUUAUCUGAGCUAAAACUGUCACCACGAGAGGACAGACUGUCAAAUGCAGGUCUGAGAAUGACUGAAGAGAGUAAGGAGGAGGCGAAUGAGGGGAGAGUGCUUAUUGAAAAAGAUGGAAAAUUUGAUCUGGUUAGUAUAAAAGAUGUAGAAAGUCAAGGACUCCUUCCUCCCAUUUUAAGCAAUGACAGUACACAUUCUCUGUUAAGCAUCUCUAGUAAGAGACAGUCUGCUUCCUUCUCCCCGCGAUCAUUUGCCAAUCACUCCUCAUCCAAAAAAGAAGAUAAAAGGUGCACUCCCAAGCCUCCGUCUCAGCCCCGGAUUAGGCCCAGUUCAGCCAGUUAUGGUCUAAGAACAAGCCAAGCCCGAGGAACCAAGCGACGAGUCCAGUCUGCAACAGGGAUGUCCAGCCAGACCACAUUCAUGUUAUCGCCUCAGCAAAAAGAGAUGCUGCUCAGAAUCCAGGAGAAAAAGGAGAGACUCGCCAGAGAGGCAGAGGAGAAAAAACACAAGGAAGAAGAGCAGAAAAGACAAGAAAAUGAACUGGCAUUCAAAGCCUGGCUCAUGAGGAAGAGAGAGCAGAUACUGGAAGAAAAACGGGUGCAACGAGCACAGGAAAUGGAGAGGAUGAAUUGUAAGAAAGACACAGUUGACCCAGAGGAAGCCUUCCAACACUGGCUGCAGAGAAAGCAGGAGCAGCAGCAGAAAGAGAAGCAGCUGGUAGAGCUGAAGAGGUUGGAGGAGGACACUAGUUACCUCCUGCGCAGCCGUGAAGACUGUGAGCAUGCAUUCAGGCGGUGGCUGAGGAGGAAACGUUUAGAGAGGCAGGCAGAGCGGCAGGCUGCUCGGGAACACUCCCGGAGGUUAGUGUUAGAGGAAAGACAAGCUCGCCGCAUGAAGGACCUCAUGUGUACUGUCAAUGAUGCCAAGCCUUUUAGAUUCAAUGAACAGUUGGCAUACCGCUUCUGAACCAGUGGACUGUGUCAUUUCAAUAAAACAGGUUUAUAUGGACCUCAGGGAAUUGGGACUUGAAAUACUACAUUAGCUAUCAUCACAGGAUUUUGUUUUAUUGGUUUUAAAAUGUUUUGUUUUUUGCACUUGUUAUGCUUCCAUAUGUUUAUAAAAUGUAGUGUAACAUUUUAUUUCAGUUGAAGCUAAUGCAC